Egretta garzetta (little egret) is the source of this 422-nucleotide messenger RNA. RefSeq names its product cytochrome c oxidase subunit 6A1, mitochondrial. NCBI's taxonomy places the organism in Eukaryota, Metazoa, Chordata, Aves, Pelecaniformes, Ardeidae. Gene Ontology annotation, cellular component: mitochondrial inner membrane. The annotation marks the transcript as partial. Gene Ontology annotation, biological process: mitochondrial electron transport, cytochrome c to oxygen. Gene Ontology annotation, molecular function: enzyme regulator activity. The transcript is spliced from 2 exons. The record is from RefSeq and is a predicted model, not a curated record.
CGCUUCCUCCUAGCCCGGCUGUGGAAGCUCCUGAGCUAUGUCGUGGCCCUGCCCGGGGUCGGCGUUUGCAUGCUGAACUGCUACCUGAAAGCACAUCACGAGCACGAGCGGCCCGAGUUCGUGCCUUACGCUCACCUCCGGAUCAGGACCAAGCCUUUCCCCUGGGGUGACGGGAACAAAACUCUAUUCCACAACCCCCACGUUAAUGCUCUCCCAACCGGUUAUGAAGAUGAAAACUAAGAUCCUGACCACAGCCAGAACUUUGGCUCUUCCAGUCUUGGACCAGAAUGCUGCGUGGGGACCAUCGUUUAGGGAACCAUCAUUUAAGAAACCACAUUCCUUCUACGAUGAAGCUCAAUGGCAUUGUGGCCUCUGUCUGUACUUGUGUAGAGGUCCUUUAAAUAAACAACUCUGAACUCGAA